AUGGCUCGAAAUGCUGAAAAGCGUUCAAGUGCGCCGCUGGCUGGCAAAACAAAUUGCGAUGGACCACUGGACUUAGCGCCACCGAAACGAAUCAAAUUCAUGAUUGACGAGCUGCUGCUGGACGCAAAACAACAACAACAACAGCAAAGAAUUGUCAACUCUUUGUCAAAUGAUAACGAUCGUGAUAGUGACGACGACAGCGAUAAUAAU
Molecule: messenger RNA, 210 nt
Organism: Anisakis simplex (herring worm)
Lineage: Eukaryota; Metazoa; Nematoda; Chromadorea; Rhabditida; Anisakidae
Source: the annotation of a GenBank genome assembly